This is a messenger RNA of Cucurbita maxima (winter squash), 1777 nucleotides long. RefSeq names its product probable serine/threonine-protein kinase PBL19. Lineage: Eukaryota; Viridiplantae; Streptophyta; Magnoliopsida; Cucurbitales; Cucurbitaceae. Gene Ontology annotation, biological process: protein phosphorylation. The record is from RefSeq and is a predicted model, not a curated record. The coding region runs from base 604 to 1710 and encodes 368 amino acids. Gene Ontology annotation, molecular function: protein kinase activity; ATP binding. The transcript has 4 exons.
AGUAAAAGGGACGCAUGUGAAGACGACCGCUUUCCGUUGAAGUAAGCCGAAGGAUUCCUCUUUAAACCGCCCGCCAUGCCUCGCUUGCUUCGUGCAGUUGGCAGCUCGAAUUCAUGGAAGCUAGAUCAAAUUCUUGAAAGGUCUUCUUCUUCUUCUUCCUCUCUUCCUUAAAUUUGCGUCCAAACUUUUGAUUUUGUUCCAUCGCUAUUUCCAUUUAAUGGAUCAAUCUGUUCUUCCCGUUUGUGCACGGCAUCGCCUUAUUUGAUCAAACUGUAUGUGGUGGGCGCAAAGUUGUUUUCCACUUUAAUCUCCUUAAGCUCUGUUGCUACGUGUAUAGAAUUUCUCUGCCUUAUUCGACCGUUUAUUUCGAUUGUUUGUCGUGUUCUGAUUUUUCUGUAUGUACAUUUCUUAGCAUUCAAGUUUCUGGUUGGAUUUUCUGAUUUUGGAUAGAUUUCUUGGCUUAAAUCUUUUUUUUUCCCUCUUCUUUUUGCUUCGGGAUUGUUCAUUCCGUUUCCGAUUUGACUUUGUUGGUCUUUUGGAAUUCUGGAUUGUUGAGAGUUUGAUAUUUUUCUCGAGUUUCGGCAUUUUCUCGGAGCUUUGAGUAUGGGCUGUUUCUUCAAUUUACAUCGCAAAACGAAAAUUAAGAGAGGAGCAGGAUCGGCCAAGGAACUGAAUCAAAGGAAAAAAUCGGAUGGUAAAACUACCAAUCGCGGGAUUGAAGCGUUGGAAACUUUGGCUACGCCCCGGAGCAUACCUGAGUUGUACAAAGAGAAGGAGCAUAAUCUGAGAGCCUUCACUCUCGAAGAGCUUAAAAUUGCGACAAAUGGGUUCAGCAGGUCCCUUAGGAUCGGAGAAGGUGGCUUUGGGAGUGUAUAUAAGGGGAAAAUAAGGCUUGAAGGUGAACAGGGAGAGGAAGUCAUAGUAGCCAUUAAACGGCUUAAUCCAAAUAGCACACAGGGUCAUAAACAAUGGCUUGCAGAAGUUCAAUUUCUUGGUGUUGUUAGUCAUCCAAACCUUGUAAAACUUUUGGGAUACUGUUCAGAAGAUGGAGAAAGGGGGAUCCAACGACUGUUAGUCUAUGAAUUCAUGUCUAAUGGAAGCUUAGAAGACCAUCUCUUUAGCAGGAGUACUACUCUUUUGACUUGGAAAACUAGGCUACAGAUUAUCCUUGGUGCAGCUCAAGGAUUGGCUUACCUACAUGAAGGAUUAGAAGUCAAGGUAAUAUAUCGCGACUUCAAAUCAUCAAAUGUGCUAUUGGAUGAAGAAUUCUGUCCAAAACUUUCGGACUUUGGGCUUGCUAGAGAAGGGCCAACUGGUGAUCGCACGCAUGUGUCCACUGCAGUAGUUGGGACAUAUGGAUAUGCAGCACCGGAGUAUGUUGUGACAGGACAUCUAACAAUGCAAAGUGACAUAUGGAGUUUUGGAGUAGUGUUGUAUGAGAUCCUCACGGGCAGGCGGGCUCUCGAAAGAAACAUGCCAACGAGGGAGCAAAAGCUACUGGAGUGGGUCAAACAGUUUCCAGCUAACACUAAGAGUUUCAAGACAAUAAUAGAUCUUCAACUUCAAAACCAGUAUAACCUAGCAGCCGCUCGAAAAGUUGCGAGUUUAGCCGAUCAGUGUCUCAACAAGACUGCAAGAGAUCGACCAACAAUGUCGAAAGUUGUUGAAAUCUUGAAGCAAGCACUAGAAGAGUCCGAGGGGAGUGUUUAGAUCUGAGGAUUCCUGUUAAUCAUCUAGAUGUUAUAUUACUCAUCAUAUAUAUAUAUGCUCAUCUCUU